This is a messenger RNA of Dendrobium catenatum, 1707 nucleotides long. RefSeq lists its product as uncharacterized. Gene Ontology annotation, biological process: cytokinin biosynthetic process. The transcript has a single exon. The record is from RefSeq and is a predicted model, not a curated record. Lineage: Eukaryota; Viridiplantae; Streptophyta; Magnoliopsida; Asparagales; Orchidaceae. The coding region runs from base 1235 to 1672 and encodes 145 amino acids.
AUAUCAUCAUAAAUAUGCUGCCGGAAUUGGAAGCUUUGCUUUUUCUUAUAACAAGCUUUGCUUUUACUUUUUUAAAUAACCUAUUGAAUAGUACUUUAAUUAAGACCAGAUUUUAUUGAAAAUACUGAUGCAUACAUCCAGGACUAUACCUAACCCUACAGGCAAUGACAGUUGACAGAGAAACAAAUGAUAGGGAAAUCCAAUAUUUCCAACAAAAAAAGGUAUCUUGGAUCAUCGCCUAAUUAGAUAAUGCAUGAUACUCCUAAAACUUAGGAGUUUAUAGCUCAGUUGGUGUGCGUCCGAUGGGAACUUUCUAUUCCGAGUUCGAUUCCCUCAAGCGUUAGCGCCCCUUCAAUGGGAGCCCCUAAGUGUCGGCUACGGUACGGUGACUUGAGUGGCCUAGUAGGUCGGUUGGAAUUCACGGACUGCCGAGCAUUGCAGCGGACAGUUCCUCAUCACAAAAAAUCAAAGAAAACAUUAUUAUCCACCGUUGCUUAGUUUAGUUGGUGGGCGACUACGGUUGGUAACCCCCAACCCAUGCUCGAUUCCCCUUGAGCUGCAGUGCCUCUUUAGUGGGUCCAAUCAAGUGCGGACCAAGAGAUUUCUGAGGUGCGUGCAUCUUUUAAGUCAAUCGAGGAUUAGUCAUGCUGCAAAAAACCCUUUCAAAAGUGGCAAUGGUGGAUACCCCACCAUUCCAAAAAAAACAUUAUUUUAUAAUGGCGCCGUACAUUGUAUUUAACAUGUGCGGGGAAGGAGAGAGAGAGAGGACAAACCGAUGGAGGGACCUCUCCAGUGCAUACACGUAUUCUAUGUAUCUCCUCUCCCCAAGUCCUCACGGGAAUCCAGAGACGACAUAAUAUAAUGAAGGUGCAGGGCGUACACCAUGCCUUGCUGGAUUGCAUGUGAAGCUCCUCUAUCUCUCUAUGCAUCUCUUCUUUCUCUCAGAUUCAGAUAAACAUGGCUUAUAGAGAGUUAUGGUUUCUCUCAUUCUCUCUCUCUACCUAGUCAUCAACAAAGCACCCAUUGCACAACUGGCAGUUUUAAUUUCAUCUGAACUGAGGAAACCGAGAAGGUGUUCCAAGGAUGGAAUGGGCAAAGGACAAGAUUGGUCUGGGAUACGGGUAUAACUCAAGGCUUCUUAACUCAUCCUCAAACUACUUCUACUGCACCACUGAAGCACAGAGAGAGAAAGAGGAAUCCAACUCACUCCCAUUUUCAUCAAGCAAGACUGAGAAUGGAGAAAAAUGGCAACUUGGAGGAGUUCAUGGAUGCAGAAGAGAGAACUGAUUCUGAAUGCAGCAGUGGCUGUCAAUCUGGCUGGACUCUUUACUUGGGCCAGUCACAGGAGAGCUUCACUGCCUCUCGUCAACAAAGAACAGGGAAGGAAGAAGAGGACUUGUCCAUGCUCUCUGAUGCUUCUUCUGGUCCACCCCUUGUUCACGAGAACAACAACAGCUUCUGCUGCUGCUGCUACAAUGAAAGAGAUGGCUGCCUGUGUAAUGACUCAUUUCUUACGCUCACAGAAGUGGCCAAGUAUGGAGACAAGAGAAGAAGUUUUGAAGAACAGAAACAGCAGAAGGAACGGUCUUUCGGUCUAUUGGAGGACACUGCCAGCUCUCCUGUCUUCUCCUGCUACAAGGCAUGCCCACUGACUCAUUUCUUUCAUUUGUGAUGCUUCUUGAAGCUAAUUUUCUUCCAUUUCUUUUG